UCUAUAUCGUAAAACAAUCCUGGAAAAAAGAAUGUCGCUUUUGGUCUUAAUUUAAGGUUAGGCUUAGCAGUGUGGUUAAGGUGAGGGUUAAAAUCAAACGUUAAAAAGAUAAAUAGUAGAAAUGGGCGGGGUUUAUGACUUUGUGGCUGUUAUAACUAUACGACCAAAAUAGAAGCCACUUUCUUGUUCGUCUUUUCACUGACAGACCCAGGCUACCGAUUUGUUUCAAUUCACGCUUUGGGGCUUGAAUAAUUUCAUACGGAGAUACGCGCUAACACUGCAGCAUCAAGAUGUCGUACAUGCUACCUCAUCUCCACAACGGCUGGCAGGUCGACCAAGCCAUUCUAUCCGAGGAGGACAGAGCCCUGGUUAUUAGGUUUGGACACGAUUGGGACCCAACAUGUAUGAAAAUGGACGAGGUGUUGUACAGCAUAGCUGAAAAGGUGAAAAACUUUGCAGUCAUCUAUUUGGUGGACAUCACAGAGGUGCCGGACUUCAACAAGAUGUACGAGCUGUAUGACCCUUGCACUGUCAUGUUUUUCUUCAGGAACAAGCACAUCAUGAUAGAUCUGGGGACCGGUAACAACAACAAGAUCAACUGGACCAUGGAGGACAAGCAGGAGAUGAUUGACAUUGUUGAGACCGUUUACAGAGGGGCGAGAAAGGGACGAGGUCUGGUCGUAUCUCCGAAGGACUACUCCACAAAAUACAGAUACUGAUUGGUUCUUCCCAUUGCUUUGUGUGAUGCCCAAUGGGAGCGAAUCUGUCUUUUCAAUAUUAGACUUUAUGAACAGCUGGACUACAGACAGGCUCUCUUUUUAUGUUACUGACAAGUCACCUUUUUUCCAUCGCAGUUAUUAAAACCAGUUAACCAGUUAUCACAGCCUGUAUUCUCAGACCCAGAAUAAGGCUGGUCCUCGAUUUUAAAAAAUAAAUAAAAAAUCAUUCACACUUAA
Molecule: messenger RNA, 956 nt
Organism: Oncorhynchus masou masou (cherry salmon)
Lineage: Eukaryota; Metazoa; Chordata; Actinopteri; Salmoniformes; Salmonidae
Product: thioredoxin-like protein 4A
Exons: 4
Coding region: 291-719 (142 amino acids)
Biological process (GO): mRNA splicing, via spliceosome
Cellular component (GO): spliceosomal complex; U4/U6 x U5 tri-snRNP complex; U5 snRNP
Source: RefSeq, a predicted model, not a curated record